Messenger RNA from Selaginella moellendorffii, 938 nucleotides. RefSeq names its product ABC transporter I family member 17. The transcript is spliced from 3 exons. Gene Ontology annotation, molecular function: phosphate transmembrane transporter activity; ATP hydrolysis activity; ATP binding. The record is from RefSeq and is a predicted model, not a curated record. Gene Ontology annotation, biological process: phosphate ion transmembrane transport. Gene Ontology annotation, cellular component: membrane. NCBI's taxonomy places the organism in Eukaryota, Viridiplantae, Streptophyta, Lycopodiopsida, Selaginellales, Selaginellaceae. The coding region runs from base 1 to 918 and encodes 305 amino acids.
AUGAGCGGGAGAGAUGCGUUCAAGUGGACGGCUGCCAUGCUAGGGCUCCUGGCUAUCGCAAGAAUGCUGGGGGGAUGCCUCGCCACAGCGCAAUGGUGGCCUCCUCCAGCGGGGAAACUGUCAAAUUAUUGCGCAGCCCAGGCCACUGGAGCUGCUGAUGCUCAUUUCGCAGAGCAGGACGCAGCAGCUACUGUGAUUAAGAUCCGUGUCGACAAUCUACGCAGGCUGGCGUCGAAUGGCGCGACGCUACUGUCUGGGAUCAAUCUGGAAAUCAAAGCUGGAACAAUUCAUGGCCUCAUUGGCCCUUCUGGAAGUGGCAAAUCGACAGUGUUGCGAGCAUUGAAUCGGCUAUGGGAGCCUCCUGCUCGAGCGAUUUUCUUGGAUGGAGCGGACAUCACACAGCUCGAAGUUAUAGGACUGAGACGUCGAGUUGGAAUGGUGUUCCAGGCUGCGUGCUUGUUCCCUGGAAGCGUCGCUGACAAUGUGAGAUAUGGCCCGCUUCUUCGAGGAGUCCAUCUCUCUGACGAAAGAAUCGAGGAGCUUCUCGUGCGAGCGGGCAUCGCUGAUCCAAGCAAAAGGUUUGCAUCAAAGUCCGAGAAGGAGCUCUCUGGUGGCGAGGCUCAGCGUGUCUCGCUAGCUCGGACUCUGGCAAACGAGCCCGAGGUUCUACUGCUAGACGAGCCAACCAGUGCUUUAGAUCCACUCUCGACCAAUCUCGUGGAGAAAACCGUGAUGGAGCUCCGGAGGGAUGGUAUGACCGUGGUUCUAGUCUCUCACAACAUGCAGCAGAUAGAGCGCAUUGUUGACGUAGCCACUUUUCUCUGUGAUGGAUCUGUGGUGGACACGGGAACUCUGGAGCAACUUAAGCAGCUCCGUGUUCCAGUGCUCCAGCAGUUUUUCUCGAUCAGUUCAAUCUAGUAGUUUCUUUAUUGCCUUAC